AUGGCUGAGACUCUCAGGAAAAGCUUUCACAUUUUGGUGUUUUCUUGGUAUGCCUUUGUCCUCCUGUCACUUGCUGCUAAGGAUGGUGAGCCACUACCACCUGGGAUCUUCAUGUACGGCGGACCCUGGAAAUACCUCACUUUCUUGAAUCUGGUACUGCAGAUGGUGUUUUUCGGGCUGGCUGCAGCGUGUGAUUUUCAGUCUUCCUCAGGGAAAGGCAUGGACAAACAACUCGACCUGUGCAUGCACCUGCUCUUCUCUGUCUUAGCCUUCCCUGUGGGUUUGUUUGUGGUGCUGCUUUUCUGGACGAUCUUUACUUAUGACCGGGAGCUGGUCUACCCCGGCUCAAUGGAUGAAUUCUUCCCCCAGUGGAUGAACCAUGCAAUGCACACACUGGUAUUGCCUUUGUUAUUGGGUGAGAUUCUGCUACAGCCUCAUGAAUAUCCCAAAACCAAGAAUGGCCUGGCAGCCCUGGGCAUCGUGGGACUGGCUUAUUUGAGCUGGGUCAUUUGGAUUUACCUGGCUGCUGGUAUCUGGGUGUACCCUCUGCUUGGCCUCUUCAGCACCCCAGGGCUGAUGGGGCUUUUCUUCUGCAACAUGUCCAUCGUGACCCUCCUCUACAUGCUGGGACAGACUCUGAACAAGCAGGUCUGGGCAUAA
This is a messenger RNA of Conger conger (European conger), 660 nucleotides long. Its product is annotated as androgen-dependent TFPI-regulating protein. The record is from RefSeq and is a predicted model, not a curated record. Gene Ontology annotation, cellular component: membrane; endomembrane system. The transcript has 6 exons. Lineage: Eukaryota; Metazoa; Chordata; Actinopteri; Anguilliformes; Congridae. Bases 1 to 660 code for a protein of 219 amino acids.